AUGCCGACGCUCAACUCGUCCUCUUCCUUUUUGGGCCGACUUUCGGCCCGCUCCAGCUUCAUUUCAUCAAAGGAAGUCAAAGUCACCGUUCAGCUACUCAACGACGCCGACACUGUCAUCAAUGAGUUCAAGAGAUCGCAACCAGCUCAAGCGAUAUUGGACUAUAUCUGUGAGCUGAAGAAUAUUCGUGAAAAGGACUAUCUCGGGCUUCGUUACCAGGACCAUAACAAUAUUGGGUGGACCUGUCACGACCAAUUUCGCAUAUCGCGAAACAAUUCAAAUGUAACCGAUUCCCUUGCUCUUCGAUUGCGCUUCCGCUAUUACCCAGCUGAGCCAUCACAUUUGAGAGAAAAUGUUAGCAGGUACCAGCUAUUCAUGCAGUUACAGAGGGAUCUGCUUCACGGACGUCUCUAUUGUCCACAGAACCAGUCAGCCGAGCUAGCAGCUCUCAUCCUGCAGGCCCAGCUGGGAGACUACGACGAAUCUGUACAUGUUGGGAACUAUGUGUCGCAGUACAAAUUACUUUUGAAACAGACGCCACGUUUAGAAGAACGGAUUGCAGAAAUACACAAGUCAUUACGAGGCAAAUCGACCUCCGCGGCCGAAUUGGAGUUUCUAGAGAAAGCGAGCCGUCUUGAUACAUAUGGCUUUGAUCCAUACACAGUUAAGGACCCGAAGGAUCCCUCUCAUGCCGUCUAUCUAGGUGUGUCGCAUAAGGGCAUACUGAUUUAUCAUGCCAAAUAUUGUGUGGUAACACCUGUUUCAUUGAAAAUCCCAAUCAUCGAAAAACCUGAUUCUUCGGUACUUUCGAAAUUUUUUCAGCUGCAAGAUCGCAAACCUCGUCUGGUGCUUAAAUAUCACUGCCCAUCUGGUACAUUUGCGAAACACCUUUGGAACCACAUCUUGAGCCAACAAGCAUUCUUCAACGAACAAAGCGCUCUAAUGAUCAAACCGAAGUUCUCAAAGCCGCGAAUUCCUCUUCUCUCACGAGGCUCUACAUUCCGUUACCCUUCACGUCGAGUUUUGCGUGAGAUUGAGAAUACCGACAUUGUAUCGGAUACGGAGGUCACUGCAAAUGGGUUAGUGUUAAUUACCAAUGUUCUACCAGUGCUCUGUAAAUUUCAAGCACCUCUUUUACCACCUUUUUCUCCAUUUGUACGCUUUGAGUUGCCUCGCCAAGAGCCACGUGGAGAACAGCCUUGGCUAAACAAGUAUCAAACCCUACCGAACAUGAAGUUGAACUAUAACAAUAACGAGAUCAACAAAAAGGACCAAAACAUAGGCGAGGAAGUAGCAACAGGUGAAACGAACCUACCAUUAAUUCAGUUUAUGGCCCAUUAG
Messenger RNA from Haemonchus placei, 1341 nucleotides. NCBI's taxonomy places the organism in Eukaryota, Metazoa, Nematoda, Chromadorea, Rhabditida, Trichostrongylidae. The record is from the annotation of a GenBank genome assembly.